This is a messenger RNA of Liolophura sinensis, 2625 nucleotides long. RefSeq lists its product as uncharacterized. The transcript has 6 exons. Lineage: Eukaryota; Metazoa; Mollusca; Polyplacophora; Chitonida; Chitonidae. The coding region runs from base 111 to 854 and encodes 247 amino acids. Gene Ontology annotation, cellular component: membrane; acetylcholine-gated channel complex. The record is from RefSeq and is a predicted model, not a curated record.
GGGCUCUGUUAGCCUUGUAAGGUUCUAGGUGUAGGAGUUCGGGGAUGGUCGAAUAGUCAUCACAGGAAAGUUUACAGCAUAAUAGCAGGCGCUGCACAGGCUCUGUAAACAUGAAGAUGUGGUUGACUGUGUGUGGUGUGCUGCUAUUCUCAGCAGUAUCUAUAGCCCAGCCACCUCUAGAAUGGACCCCAGAUACUUACCCCAACCCAAGACGUGACCCUGCAGCGUGUGGUAGACCGUACGUAAAUGCCUCCUGGGUGUGUGACCCUAAUGGGCUCAUCACAGUGGAAGAGGCUGAGGUGUUGGACUAUAUAAUUGAUGGUAUGGUCAACACUGACACCCCUUGUCCCUGCAGUGCAUAUGAGUGUGGCAGGAAUAGAAAGGGCUAUUACAUAGGCAUAGCACUGAUGAAUAAAAUCAAGAGGCACCCAAACGACCCUGACACUGAGGAGAAUUUGAUGAAUGCUGCGCUGAAGUUUGCCUAUGACCUGCAGAACGACCAGUGGAAAUAUGGCACCUGUAAACAGUCCAUCAUCAUCCUGUUUUCAAAGGAGGAUGACAUGCUGUACACUGUGACUGGAGGCACUGCCAGGCUAGUUUUAACAGACCCACUAGUCAGUACCAUCACUGCCAAUGCAUGGGAACAUUUCCAACCUGGGGAAGAUCUGUCUGUUGGUCUAAAGAAGAUGGUCAUCAAUUUCAAAGAGGUGUUCAGGAAUGAAUACUACGAACUGGCACACUUUGUGGAUUACUCUGCUAUUGGUGGAGCAACACCUUUGCACUCAUCAAACUUAUUGUACGGCUUUUGUACCUUACUAGGAACUAUUUUCAUGACUUGGUUACUGCAUGGUUAGAUGUUAUAUUAUUGUUUUGAUGUCUUGUGAUUUACAAAUCUCCCUAGAAUCUCAUCUUCAUUGUCAUAAGUUGAUACACCUGGUUAGGCUGGAGGGUAGGUUUUUUUACUUCUGUUUGUAACAAUUUUGCAAAAACACAAUUUUUUGCCAGUCUGAAGACACUUUUUAUGUAAAGGAAGACUGAAUGAAAAUUCUUGUCUUCUGUGCUCUCCAUGAUAUUAUGAAUGGAAAAUUUAAUCAAGACUCAUUAAUCUGAACUUCAGAAUUUGAAUAAACUGAGAUUUUGUCUUUGGUGCCUUAGGAAAUGAGACAUUUACAGUAUUUUGUAUUUCUUCUCUAUAGAUUACUAUAUUUUGUCUUCCUGUUGUCUAUUUGGUUGUGAUAAAUCAGUCACUGUGUGAGACUGUGAAUUUACAUCUAUGCAAACCAGAAGGUUGCUGCAUUUACCAGCCAUCCUGGAUCAAUCCUCUGUUCGCAACACUAGUCUUUGUUCUAUCCAAUGGAGACUGGUGCCUUGUCAUGAGUUCUCUUCUACCCAGUGUUACAAGUGCCUUAAAUCGUGUUCACACGAUUUUUUUUGUGGUAUUGACUUAUUUUAUUUGACUUGUUGAACAGAAAGAGAACAAUUGCUGUUUCGCUAGCAGAAUUCACACUGUGGGAUUCAUUGAAUUCUAAAAUAUAUAUGAAAAAUCGUUCUGUCUUUCGUUCAAUUAGUCAAAUUUUUAUGUUUCCAUACCACAAAUUAUACUCUGUUGACCUAUGAUAUAGAUAGCAUUAAUGGUAAUCAUAAGGGUGCUUAAACUAUAUCACGAGGAACUGUAAUUAUUAAACAUUUUCUAAGUGUUGCAUUAUGGAUUGAAGUUUGUGUGACAUUUUUUUUGUACAUUAUCAGCAUUUCUACUUUUGUAGAUGUAUCUAUUGGUGAUGUCUAUACAUAACUAAUGUUUGACAGUUGCUUUUUGCAUGUAGAGUAGUAGUUGUUAGCAUACAUGUACAUUAAAUGUAACUGCACUGGCUGCUGGUGCUAUUUGUCUCAUAGAUGAUAUCUUGGAAUUAGUUUUGUGUGUAAUUUAUAGAACUGUGCAGUUGCAUGGUUUAGCGAGAGACAUUUUGACAAAUUGACAUCCAGAUUAAAUUGAAUUUACCGUAGAUUGCGUGUUAUUAUUUGAUAACGUCUUGCCCUAUGGGUUAUUUGUACUCGUACACAUUUAAAGCAGUUUUCUCAAGCUCGCUUGACAUAGUUCGAAAACUUUGGCCAGUUGGUAUAGUUAACGAGUUCAGGGUCUUGUCAGUUAUUGAUGUCACAUCUUUUCACAUCUGUUGAAACUAACAGAUUGCUGUGGUAAAUGUGACAAAUGACGUAAAGCCUUAUACUUUGAUUCAAUAUUUUGGUAUCAAGAAGAGUGAAAACGUGAAAAAAACAUUUAUGCUUGAAAUAGCCAAUCAGUGUGAUUUCUGGCCUAACAGAUUUUGGCGCAGUUGUUCACUACAUUGAUUUUUCCAGAGACAUUUAAGCCAUUUGGAUGGAUAAGUGUAAUUAUACAGGUACUGGCACACCUUUCAUAAAUCAGAUUUAGUUAUCAGCUUCUUCACAGCAUAAAUGUGUGAUGAUUUUAUAAAAGUCUGUUAUACUGCCAAUUUUGUCUUUUAAUUUUUUAAGUGGUUUGUUAUCACAGUUGUAUUUAGUGCUACCUUUAUCCAUUAUAUACAUGUACCUGAGCUUUUAGCCGUAUUUAUUUGUGUCAAUAAACAUUUUCUUUUAUUACAUGUA